Adineta ricciae is the source of this 336-nucleotide messenger RNA. NCBI's taxonomy places the organism in Eukaryota, Metazoa, Rotifera, Eurotatoria, Adinetida, Adinetidae. The record is from the annotation of a GenBank genome assembly.
AUGCCAGGCAGCAUCAACAGUGAUGGAAGUGUCUACAAUGCAUCAGGAGUCCGAUUAGGUCAAAUUAAUUGUGAUGGAACUGUCUACAAUGCAACGUAUACUAAUGUAGGCAACAUUGAAAGAGAUGGCACAGUUAGGAAUUCUAUGGGGAUGAUGGUUGGCAAAGUAGAGGAUGAUGGAACGGUGCGCGAUAGCAGAUUUAUUACGAUUGGAAAGGUUGACGAUGAUGGUACAGUUCGUGACAGUAACUUCUUGAGACUUUGCCAAAUCUAUAAUGCUCCAUCACCGGUAUGGGUGGCUGCAGCGUAUUUCUUUUUUGACUUCGAUUUGUCGUAA